AUGUAUAUCAAAAUAUCAGAGUUGCAACAUCAACAACAGAAGCUUCAAAUCAGCCAGGCUCAUCAUACCACCCCGUUCUUUCUGAUGCAAGUGAAUUCAAGUCAACCUAUAGUUAUCCCUCGUCAGGAACCAAUUAGUAAACAAUCUUCAAACACAUCAUACAACUUGCCAGAAUCUUAUCACACAGCAAGUUCAUUCAAAGCAUCACCAUCAGAUCAACAAUUGCCCUCCUCUGUGAAUUCAACAGGAUCUCAAUCAAUUUCAGUUCCUAUAAUCACUCCAAAUUUGAAUAACAAUAGCAUAACAAACAACAUUUCCAAUUUAAGAAACCCUUUCAAUUCGUCAUCACCAAGUGGCCAUUAUAGUCCAAGAGCAGACCCUCCAAGCUAUUAUAAUGCUAAUAGAACCGCAUCUAUGAGUGAAUCAAUCAAUAAUACGCCUCAAUUCCUACGUAAUAAUAGCUCAAGUAAUGUGUCACAUUCAAACUCAAAUAUAUCAACAAAUCGUCCAAGUUUAUUAACUUCAAAAUUAAGUGGUUCAUCAAAUUCAAUUCAUCAAAUUCAAUCAAAUCAAUCAUCUACUCAACCUCAACAAAUUCAACGUCAACAUUCUGGUCAUAAUUCACCAAAUUAUCCUUAUCCAAAUCCAAAAAAUUCAAGUUUUAGAAAUCCUCAUUUAAAAUCUUCAAUGAAUUUUGAUCAAUCACAACAUAUACCACAUCAACAACAAAUAUCACCACAACAAGCACAUAAUCAAACCCCAAACAACCAUCAAUUCAGCUCAAGUGUACCUAAUCGUUCAUCAAAUAUAGAAAUACAACAACCUUCAACUUCACAACAUUUUAAAACUUCAGAAUUAAUCAAUUCUUAUACACCAUAUCAUAAUACUCCAAGUGUUGUUUCUUCUUCUUAUUCAUCUGCAUCAAAUUCUGUUCCAACUCAUUUUAAUAAUAAUACUUUACCAAAUUUUCAAUAUUCAACUUCUUCAAUACCAACAACUAAUGUUAAUACUGAACAUAUCACACAUAAUGAAUUCAUAAAACCAAGUCCAUAUGAUACACAUAAUCAACAACAACAACCUUAUAUAACAAGAUCUGAUACAGAAAGUACAACAAUACCACAAGAACCAAAUUUAAAUCCAAAAAAUGAUACAUCAAAUUUAACAGAACAAGAAUUAUUUUCAAGAUCAAUUUCACAAAAAUUAUCAAAUAAACCUGAAAAUCAUUUAGAUAUUGUAAAUCAUCCUGUAAAUGAUUUAUUAUUAAUGCUGAGUGCAUUAUUACAAAAAAUUGUUGAAGCAAAUGAUUCAUUACAUCCUCAUCAUUAUCAUCAAGCAUCUCAAUUACAUCAAUCAAAUAAAUUUACUGCAAAUGUUUUAGCAUUCCAUGGUAGAAAUGUUCCAGCAAUUUCAUUACAUGCAUACUUGACAAGAAUUUUAAAAUAUUGUCCUGUUACAAAUGAAGUUUUUUUAACUUUAUUAGUUUAUUUUGAUAGAAUUGCAAAAAGAGCAAAUGCAGGUGAUUUUGAUCAAGAAAAUUUACAACAAAAUUCAAAUGACAUAGAUUCAUCUUCAUCAAUAUCAGAUCAAUCAAAACCUCAAGAACAAUUGUUUGUUAUGGAUAGUUAUAAUAUUCAUAGACUGAUUAUUGCAGGUAUAACAGUUGCAUCAAAAUUUUUUAGUGACAUUUUUUAUAAAAAUUCAAGAUAUGCAAAAGUUGGUGGAUUACCAUUAGAAGAAUUAAAUCAUUUAGAAUUACAAUUUUUAUUAUUAACUGAUUUUAAAUUAAUGAUUCAAAUUGAAGAAUUACAAAGAUAUGCUGAUUUAUUAUUAAAAUUUUGGAAAAGAGAACAAUUAAAAAAUGAUGAAGGAAAUGAUGAACAAGAACAACAAGAACAACAUUUAAAUGAAAAUCAAAAUAAACCGGGUCAUGAUGCUGAUGGUGAUAAAGAUAUUGAUCAAUCUUCUUCAACUACAGAAUCUGUUCAAUCAUAA
This is a messenger RNA of Hansenula ciferrii, 1992 nucleotides long. Its product is annotated as PHO85 cyclin family protein. Gene Ontology annotation, biological process: regulation of cyclin-dependent protein serine/threonine kinase activity. The transcript has 2 exons. NCBI's taxonomy places the organism in Eukaryota, Fungi, Ascomycota, Saccharomycetes, Phaffomycetales, Wickerhamomycetaceae. Bases 1 to 1992 code for a protein of 663 amino acids. Gene Ontology annotation, molecular function: cyclin-dependent protein serine/threonine kinase regulator activity; protein kinase binding. The record is from RefSeq and is a predicted model, not a curated record. Gene Ontology annotation, cellular component: cyclin-dependent protein kinase holoenzyme complex; nucleus.